UGGCAGAAAGAGCCAUGGGCUCUGUAGAUGGUGGAGAACCCCAUGCCUGGUCACCGGGAGAGGUACACUCAGCCGCCAAGGGGCCAGCAGCAGACCUUCAAGGUGGAACGGAAGCAGCUGCAGAGUCAGCACAAUCACUCAGGGUUUCACAGUUACCAGAGAAUCAUUGGCUCGGAGUUGUUGGAGGACAGAAGCACCAUGUUUCUCCAGCAGGCCUAUGAUGGACAAGAUUUCACGAUCUUCACUAAAGAUAUCCUUUCCUAGAUGGUUAUUGAUAAUGUGGCUCACAUUACCAAGUGGGCACAGGAGGCUAAUUGGCAUGAGUUAUAUCAAAAGAAUUGGCUAGAAGAAGAACAUACUGCUUCAUUAGAGAGGUUCCUGCAGUUUGGGGAAGAUAUCCUGCAAAGGAUAGAAAUUUGCAUGAUCUGAUUGAAAAACGGGGAAUAAAUUGUCUAAGAAAGAGGUUAUGGAGACAUUCUUCCCGAUGGGGAUGGAACUUAUCAGACACGGGUAUCAGUUGAGCUGGGUCCUCAGAGCAACUGAGGACUCCUUCCCGUGCAGAUUGUGGCCUCUGCAUGGCUGUUCAGGUCCCCCAGGGUAACAAUGGGUUGUGGCUAUCUGGAGAUUGAGAGUGAGGAACAGUGGAAAGCAGGAAACACCAUGUGCUUUUUAAAAUCAGUGGUUCUCUCACAUUUUGGCCUUAAAGCUCCUUUCUUCUUAAAAAUUAUUGAGGACACCAAGGAGCUUUUGUUUAUGUGAGUUAUAUCUAUUGCUAUUUACUGUCUUAUCAAUUACAAAUGGAAAAGAUUUUUAAGUACAAGAAAACACAAGUACGUAUCUAUAAGCCAUCAGAGAGAGGAUGUCAUCACACAUCAGGUAGCCUCUAGAAAACCCCACCGUGCACAUGUGAGAGAUUAGGAUUAAAAAAAAAGGGGGGGGGAUCAUGAUGUAGACCUCAUAGGCACCCUGAAAGGGCCUUGAGACCCCCUGGGGCAUUCGGACCACAUUUUGGGAACUGUUGUUCCUCUGUUUUCAUUUAUUACCCCACCUGAAGCUGUGAAGUGAGAGGUAACAGUAAGAAAAGUAGUGUUGGGCUGCCUGCGGAUCACAGGGACAAAAGUCCCCAAAAGUUAGCAUAGAAGGGGAGGGGGACUUGUGGAUUUUUCCUCUCUUGCUUGUGUUCAGAACCAGACAGCUGAAAGCUGUUGUUGGGUUCACCAACCUAGGAGCUGGAAUUGGUCCUAGCCUGGGGCAGAAGGCCGGAGCUGUGAGGCACCGGGAGGUAGGGGCUAUAAAGUACACAGACUGUCACUCCCACAGCUCAUUUUCUGCACC
Molecule: messenger RNA, 1335 nt
Organism: Lynx canadensis (Canada lynx)
Lineage: Eukaryota; Metazoa; Chordata; Mammalia; Carnivora; Felidae
Product: major histocompatibility complex class I-related gene protein
Biological process (GO): immune response
Cellular component (GO): external side of plasma membrane
Source: RefSeq, a predicted model, not a curated record